Molecule: messenger RNA, 795 nt
Organism: Saccharomyces eubayanus
Lineage: Eukaryota; Fungi; Ascomycota; Saccharomycetes; Saccharomycetales; Saccharomycetaceae
Gene: THP2
Product: Thp2p
Exons: 1
Coding region: 1-795 (264 amino acids)
Biological process (GO): mRNA export from nucleus; transcription elongation by RNA polymerase II
Cellular component (GO): nucleoplasmic THO complex
Source: RefSeq, a predicted model, not a curated record
AUGGUGGUCAUGACAGGAGAAGAAGGACGUACGUAUUUCGAGUCUCUUUGCGAGGAAGAGCAGAGCCUGCAGGAAAGUCAAACGCACCUAUUGAAUAUUCUUGAAACACUAGAAGCACUGACAAACCCUGAAUCCUCGGAUGAUUCACUCACAGAGUCCCUAAAAAACCUACCUGCUUUACAUGAAGAGUUGCUCAAGAGUUYCAUUCGUCUGCGAUACGAUAAAUAUCAGACGAGAGAAGCACAGCUCUUGGAGGAUGCGGAAUCCGGAAGGGAUAUCUCAGCAGGAGUACAGAAUCGAAAGACAAUUAGUGAAUAUUAUACUACUUUUGAACAACUGAAUAGGGAUACUUUACGGUAUAUAAAUUUACUGAAAAGACUGUCCGUUGAUUUGGCCAAACAAGUAGAGGUGUCUGAUCCGUUAGUGACAGAAUAUGAAGUGGAUAACUGGGGCCCAUCUGAGAAACUACAAGGUAUCCUUGAGCAGUACUGUGCACCAGAAACCGACAUACGUGGUGUCGAUGCUCAAAUCAAAAACUAUCUAGAUCAAAUUAAGAUGGCGCGUGCAAAGUUUGGCUUAGAGAAUAAAUACUCCUUAAAGGAAAAACUCUCUAGUUUGACCAAGGAACUAAACCAUUGGAGAAAAGAGUGGGACGACAUAGAAAUGCUUAUGUUUGGCGAUGAUGCACACUCCAUGAAAAAAAUGAUUCAGAAGAUAGACUCAUUGAAAUCCAAAAUAGAAUAUUCGUCUGGAAGCAACCCUGUGGACGCAGAAGGCGACAUUUUGUUAGAGUAA